Messenger RNA from Teleopsis dalmanni, 917 nucleotides. RefSeq lists its product as uncharacterized. Bases 3 to 917 code for a protein of 304 amino acids. NCBI's taxonomy places the organism in Eukaryota, Metazoa, Arthropoda, Insecta, Diptera, Diopsidae. The transcript has a single exon. The record is from RefSeq and is a predicted model, not a curated record.
UCAUGGAAAACUGUUGGCAGCAUUUACGCAAUUUGCCUUUGGCAGACCCGAAAUUUGGCGAAACUGGUGUUAUAGAUGCAUUGCUUGGCUCAGACAUAUGGGGCCAAUUGUUGGCAGAUGGCAUAGUUCGUGGCGAACUUGAUGAUCCUGUGGCACAAAAUACGCAAUUAGGCUGGGUUGUAUUCGGACCAGCUGAAGCAACCGUGCAUAACUACAAGGCGGAACAAUCUAUGGCAUUGCGUGUGGAGGCGCCUGAUGAGCGAGUUGAUGACCUUCUACACAGGCUAUUUGAAUCCAAAGAAAUUGACAUGGCUAAAGGCGAUACACUAGCAGCAGUUGAUCUUUGCGAGUGCAUUUUCAUGAGCACACAUAAGCGUUUUGAUGAUGGCAGUUAUUGCGUGCAAAUACCAUUUACACCAGAUGCUCCACCACUUGGCAAUUCACAUCAGAUGGCACUCAGGCAAUUUCACCAGUUGGAACGAAAAUUGGCAUCCAACUCAGAGCUGAGGCAAAGAUAUGUGGCUUUUAUGCGCGAAUACGAACAACUUGGUCACAUGCACCCUAUUCAGCAUCAUUCAGGUGACCCAUCUCAGGCAUACUACAUUCCACAUCAUGCAGUCAUGGCAAAAUUCCGAGUCGUAUUCAAUGCUUCCGCAAAAACAUCGAAUGGCAUAUCAUUAAAUGAUACACAACUCGCUGGCCCCCCAAUACAGGAUUUAUUACUUAACCUUUUGCUUCGCUUCAGGCAGCAUCGAAUAGCAUUCACAGCUGAUGUGGAGAAAAUGUUCAGGCAAGUCAAGGUUGACGAGAGGCACAGGCAGUGGCAACAGAUCCUCUGGCGGGAAUCAUCCAAUCAGCCCAUUCGCAUAUUUGGCUGUUCGCGCUAUGCAGCAAUGUGGCAGAGACAACUCUUAUAA